Ostrinia furnacalis (Asian corn borer) is the source of this 3848-nucleotide messenger RNA. RefSeq names its product TAK1-associated binding protein 2 (gene Tab2). The record is from RefSeq and is a predicted model, not a curated record. The transcript is spliced from 3 exons. Bases 478 to 2256 code for a protein of 592 amino acids. NCBI's taxonomy places the organism in Eukaryota, Metazoa, Arthropoda, Insecta, Lepidoptera, Crambidae.
CGAUUUAUUAAUUUAUUUUUGGGCACAAUAAUUAUUGCCUUUGUACUUUAAAACUGUUUAGUAAGUUACUCUAAAAAGUGUUAAAAUAAUUUCUUUGAGUUGGUAAAUUGUUAUUGGGACAUAGCUUCAGUUCGUUGUAUUUUGCAACACAUCGAAAUAUUGCUUUGGUAUGAUAACAAAAGAUACAAAAAUGCAACUUUCCGUCGCUAAAUGUCCUUCUUCGUCACAUGUGUACUUUUUGUAUUAACAAGACAUGAACGCUAGUAAUCGCAGAAGUCGGGGUACGUAUACGUAACUGUGUAGAAUUGUGGUUUUUAGGUUUGUGACGUCACGACGACUGCGGGACGUUAUUUACAGUGUAAAGUUGGGUAGUAAAAUGUUUGAUUGUUUUUGCCAAUGAGUGGGAAGAGAUUCGCCGCAUAGUGGUGAAGGUACGAUUCGCGGCGGAGCGGUUUGGUCCCGCUAGGAUGGGCGGCGAUGUCUGCCCCCUCCGACAGCGCGACGAGCCCCUCGCCGUGUGCCUGCACUAAUAUAUCGCUUAUGCAAUUGUUCCAUGAGCUAAAGCAGAAGUUCCCCGGCGUACCCGACCAUGUUGUGUCCAACACUAUCGAGUUAUACUGUCACGACAAGCAAGCCUGCGAGACUCACCUCCACAGCGAAGUCAAGGCCUCCCUAACGCACGCCUACCAUGCCUCUUCGUCUGCCGCGGCGCGCCAGCUUAACGAGCUCAAGCUCAACCCGCCAUCUAAGUGUCGUAAUCAACCCAUAGUCAAGCAUGAGAUUGCCAAGUCGACGCCAAUUCAGUCCAUCACUUGCCAAGGGCCACAGACUGCGAUCAUUAGCUCCAAUGAUUUCGAUGACGGUGACAAGAAGGUAAACACUGAUGCCAACCAGAAUGUUGUGGAAACAGUAGAAGAAACCCCAAGGAGCAACAACAACACAUCUCCUAUUACCAUCAACCUUGACAACUGCUUUGCCAAGUAUAGUGUUGAGUCUCCAAGUGACUUGGAAUUAACAAAUGAAAAUGUAAAGGAGGAAAGACCUACAACUGAUAGUGCACCUCUUGAUAAGAACUUGGAACAACCAGAGAGCACAAAUUACAGAAUACUUAAAAGCAACAAGAUAAAAAGCAAUCUACAUGAGAGAUUAGAGAAAGGAAAGGAGAAGAAGACAAUAAAAAAGGAGGAGCCCGAAGACAAAAAGGAGCCUGAACCGAAACCGGAACAUCAAGAAAAACCGAAACGUCCAAACACACUUGACUUUAUCAAACCAAACCCAGAUAUUGCAUUUAAACAGACACUAAAAGAGCCAGAACCUGACGUGAGCCAUACAGUUUCCCCCGUUCCUUCACUGAAACAUGAAAGUCAAAGUGCGAAACCCAGCCCGCUGUACCGACAAGAGCGAGUGUAUCCGCUGAAUUUAUCAGUGAACGUGAAUUGUCAUAUGGACUUGAGUCGCGCGUAUGACGAUCCAUGGUUAGAGGAUUACGAUAGUCCGAGAGCUAUAACAUCAGUGAAUUUGACCGUUUGUACGCCGACUUCCAGCAUGGCGAGUCCGGUUCGUGAUUCCCGCGGGGGUGAGGACGAGGGGGGUUUCGAGGGGCACGUGACGGUGACGGUGAGUCCGAGCACGGCGCGGCCGCCGAGACGCCGCGCGCCCCCGCCGCCGUCGCAGCCGUCCCGGAUUGAGACUCCUCGGCCGGCCAGAUCAGCGCCUGAGCCCCCAGGAUCUACACCAGAUCGUUCCCUCAUCGAACGCCAGAAGCAGCGGCUCGAUUGUCUAGUCAAAGCACUAUCCCAGGAGAAGGGCCAUCUGGCGCAGCUGAAGCGGGAAACUCAGAUCUUGGCCGCGCCGCUCCCGCCGCCGUCUGCCACGCAGAAGUUGAGAGAAUACGUCGAACUGCUGCGAGACCAGUGCGAUACCAUGGCUAAGAGGCUAGAAAUGACCGGGAACGUGCGAGAACGGGAGAGGGAGCGAGACGACUCCGGCAAUUUCUACAGCAACAUCUACACCGGGCAGCAGCCGUCGGCCUCCUGGCAGUGCCACCUCUGCACCUUCCGCAACCACCCGCUACUCAACAAGUGCGAGCAAUGCGAGAUGCCCCGGAUCGUAGGUACGCCCCCACCCAGAACGCAGGACUCGGGAUUCGGGUCCUUCCGAGACUCCUCCCGAUCCAUCCGCUCCAACAAACAACUAACCAACACAGACACCGACCUCGAAGACUUUCUCAGUGCCUUACCAAAACUCAACUGCUAAACCCGAGUUCCUCUAUGCCUAUGUGUUAAGUGUUCAGUGAUUUUUCAGUGUUUACCGAGUGCCUGACUUUUAAACUUUUAAACUUUCAAGUGUCCGAUUGAGGCUAAUUUUGAAGACUUUGAAACAUGCUUAGCGUUGUAACCCUGGCAUGUUUGUGAAUGCAUUAACUUUCUAAGGAAAUGCCAACGGAAACGGACUAUUAUUGUUGGAUUUUCUUUGUAUAAGUUAUUUAUAGUUUUAUAUGUCAAUGUAACCUGUUUGAGUACUUGUUGAGUGUUCAAGCUGGAUCUUUGCAUGUGUGUUGUUAUAUUUGACUUCAUUAACAAUCUUUAUUUCUGAGUUAAGAGUUACUACAGGCAGCAUUCCAAAUAAGUAUAGGUGAUAAAGGUCGCCACUUGACGCGAGUGUUGUUGAAGAUAUAUUUACAAAGGCUUUUACAUCGCAACUAACGAGUAGCAUAUAAGGUUAUAUGAAAUCAUAUUAUUGGAAUGCUGCUUUGUGCCUUUUGUACAUAAAUCUUUAUAGUAGGCAUAAAUUACUUUAUUCCUUUUAUUUUAUUCAUAGGCUAGGUUGAAAUUAUUUUGUGAAAUUAUUAGCUACAUAAAUGGAAAUAACUAUUUAUUGUUUAUAUUCUUAAUAUUAUAAGAGGAAAUUAAAACAUCACUUGUUGACUGGUCAAAUUGUGGGACAUCACACGAUCUCAUCUAAAAGACUACUAUCGCGCCUUGCCAAAAAUCUUGUAUAAAUUAUUUAAUUGCCUGUUAAAAUUUUAAUCUGCUCAACAAGACCGUUUUGCUCACGAUAAAGUAUUUUCAAAAUAUUUAUUUUACAAUAAUAUUCAGGUUAACGUGUAUCUGGCAAUACUUCGUUUGUCUCGUAUUUAUUAACGGCGAUGAAUUUUCGUUUUUCGCCACCGUAAACACACUUGUUUCGCCAAUGUCACGUGCGAGGCUUUUUUACACGGUAGCAAGUGAGAAAAUUAAUUAAAAUGAAACUAUGCGAUUCAACACUUAAACUUGUUUCAGAUUCGAUUAUUCUUUUUUUUUAUGAAGUAAUUACAAUAAGAUACUAUUUUAUCAAAAUAUUUUCAAUUCUCAAAGAUUUCUUACAAUCAUUUUAUAACUAUAAUAAUUUCAAGCAUUCUUCACAAGUGUACUUAUCAAAGUUAACUUCAUGGGAUUAGAGGUAUUCUAUUUAAGAAUUAUUCUAAAGACUUUGUGGUUUUCAUACAGGUGUAAUAAUUGCUCUAUUUUAUCGAAUUUAACUGUGAUAGGCAAGGCAAUUUGUCUUUCCAUCUUUUAAACUUCUAGAUACAUAAAUUAUUGUUUAAAUUUUGUUUUAUUUAAGGUUUUGUAGAUUUACAAUUAAGUAUAAUAAGGAUGGAAUUAUUCCGCAAUAUUGUUAAAAUUAAAUGUCCUGAGUUUUAAAUAUUUAUUAAAAGUUAAAGCUUAUAGGAAAAAGUAUUUUCGUUAGUAAUUUCGUCUUCCGCACAAUGAAAUCAAUACGUUUGUGUGCACAAAUGAAACAUUUUGAAAUUUUACGGUAGCUAUUUUAUAGAAAAAUAACAGUCAUACACAUGAUUUUAAAUUCUU